Adineta ricciae is the source of this 723-nucleotide messenger RNA. The record is from the annotation of a GenBank genome assembly. NCBI's taxonomy places the organism in Eukaryota, Metazoa, Rotifera, Eurotatoria, Adinetida, Adinetidae.
AUGACCAAAAGGAGAAAAUCUUCGUUGUUAAAAUCACAACGAGAAUAUGAUGAACAAAUCUACUGGAAUGAUCGAUAUGAAGCGAAAUUGAAAAGAAAAUUUAAUCUGUUGAAAUCGUACCUGAAAAGCUUUCAUCGUCAAUCUCCUGUAUUAGAUAUUGGCUGUGGUCUAUCGAACAUUUUCGAUGAGUUAGCCGAUAAUUCUUUCUCCGGUCCAUUUAUUGGUACUGAUUACUCUCAAAUUGUCAUCAGUCAUUGCAAAAAGAUGAAGAAACCGUCGAAUUUUCAUUAUUUAAAAUUAGACAUGAUGCAAAAAUCGAAACCAUCGUUACCGUAUCAAUCUUUCGGUUUGAUUAUCGACAAAGCAACAACCGAUGGCAUUCUAUGUAAUCAAACGAAUCUCUCAAAGAUCGCGCAUUUAUAUGAACAUGUAUCCAAACUUCUCGCAUCGAAUGGUUUAUUCAUUCUUAUAACGAUAAAAACAGUUGACGAUGAACAGUGGUUCGAAGAUUGUCUGAUUCCAUCGCUGAUUCGAGGAAGUGAACACGAGCAUACAAAGUUUAUUAUUCAUUUUCAUCGUUGUAUGACUUACACAGAUGAAAGUGAAAAUGGUCCGAAUGUUUUUGUUAUUGUUAAAUAUGUUUGUAAAACGUAUUCGUUACGUUCAACAACAAAAUGUACGAAGCGUGAUUUGUCACAACUAGUAACAGUCAAAUGUUACUAG